Molecule: messenger RNA, 6636 nt
Organism: Pristis pectinata (smalltooth sawfish)
Lineage: Eukaryota; Metazoa; Chordata; Chondrichthyes; Rhinopristiformes; Pristidae
Product: toll-like receptor 5
Exons: 3
Coding region: 237-2855 (872 amino acids)
Biological process (GO): immune response; toll-like receptor signaling pathway; inflammatory response
Cellular component (GO): membrane
Molecular function (GO): protein binding; transmembrane signaling receptor activity
Source: RefSeq, a predicted model, not a curated record
AAUUAAUGCAGGAAUGUUGACCGAGGGGUGGAAGCCAGAAGCUGGUUUCGUAAGGAACAGACGGUUUGUGACUCCGCCGAGGGUGACCGGCUCCUGCCCUGUCUCCGUGCGCCCUGAAGUGCCCUGGUGUGGACUCUGCCACAGGCAGAAAAUAAACAUAAACAGGACCAGUACAAGCCUGAGAGAGGAAAAGAAGUCCAGUCCGGGGCAGUGUUGGAGAUUUUCAGGUUGGGACCAUGUUUCUCUGCACCCUCUGCUUGCUGGCAGCCGCCUCCGGCUCGGCCGCCUCCCCGUCCCUCUGCUCCCGCCACGGGACUUACCUGUCCUGCGUGAAGCGGAGCCUGCGGCGGCCGCCGGCCCUGCCCGCGGGCGUGGAGCACCUCAACCUCAACUGGAAUAACAUCAGCCGGCUGGACAAGACCUCCUUCUCCUGGACGGGCGAGCUCCGGGUGCUGACGGUAGGACUACAGGACAGUCAAUGGAUCUCGGUGGGAGCCAAUGCCUUCGGGAACCUGCCCAACUUGACCUUCCUGGACCUGGGGGGCAACUCCCACCUGGAGUUGGACCUGGAGGCGUUCGCCGGCUUGGGGCGGCUCCAGAGCCUGUGGCUGGACUACAACGGCCUGGGGGACUCGGUGCUCCAGCGGGGGUACUUCAGAGACCUGCGCUCACUGCACACCCUGGUCCUCCAGGGCAACCAGCUGCAGUACCUCAGGCCGGACCCCACCUUCUCCGGGCUUCGGCCGCUUCAGUACCUUGACUUCAGCUUUAACCAGCUGCGGGAGAUUUGCCGGGGAGACCUCGCCCACAUCCAGCACCGGGUUUUCCGCACGUUUAACGUCUCCCGCAACCGUCUGCUGUACGCCGACCAAUCCUUCGACUGGGCGAGGUGCGGGAACCCCUUCCACGACAUCUUGCUGUACACUCUGGACAUCUCCGGGACCUCGCUGGGCGUCCGGCAGCUGCAGAAGAUGUUCCUCGCCCUGACGGGGACCCUGAUCGUCGAGCUGAGAAUGGGACACCUGCCUAUCGGCGCGUCCUUCGGCUACGACAACCUGCCCGACCCCGACAACCAGACGUUUGCCGGCCUGGCCGACAGCUCGGUCACCAUCCUGCAACUCACCAACACCUUCCUCUUCUCCCUGCAGCCCCGCGUCUUCGCGCACCUCCCCGCCCUCAAGAUCCUCACCCUCUCUUCCAACCGCAUCAACCUCAUCCACAGAGGCGCCUUCUCCGGCCUGGGAGCCCUGGUGCAGCUGAACCUGUCCCACAACCUGCUGGGCGAGAUCUACUCGUGGACCUUCAGGGGUCUGGAGAACGUGUCCCACAUCGAUCUCCAGCACAACCACAUCGGGAUCAUCCAGAUGGACUCCUUCCGCGGCCUAACGCAGCUGGUGACCUUGAACCUGCGGGAGAACUCACUCCCCAAACUCCCCGGCUCCCGGCCGCUGCCCGGCCUGCGGUACCUCCUCCUGGGACACAACCGGCUGGGCUCGGUCUACGGGCUGCAGGCGGCGCCCGGCAGCGUCUUCCUCGAUUUCUCCAACAACGUCCUGGUGGACCUGCAGGUCUUCUACGAGAUCAUGAAGCUGCCCGCCGUGACCUACCUUCUGCUGAGGGACAACCGCGUGUCCAGGUGCCAAGUGCCCCCGGGCGCCACCGUCCCCACAGGCAACCGGCUUCUGCACCUCGACCUCUCCGGCAACUUCCUCCAAGUGAUGUGGGCGGCGGGUCAGUGCCAGGACUUGUUCCACAACCUCUCCAACCUGACCGAGCUCCUCCUCCAGGGCAACUACUUGACCCAGCUGCCCCGGGGAGUGUUCGGGGGCCUGGUCUCCCUGAAGAGGCUCAACCUGUCCCUGAACUCGCUGAGCCAGCUCAGCCGCGACCUCUUCCCCGGCAGCCUGGAGAUCCUGGACCUGUCCAACAACCGGCUGGUCUCGCCCGACCCGGACACCUUCAGCUCCGUCCGGCGCCUGGACCUGAGGUUCAACCAGUAUAUCUGCGACUGCGGCCUCAACCGCUUCCUCCGCUGGUUCAACCGCACCCAGGCGGACUUGGUGGGACCCCGGACCCAGCUGAGGUGCGCCUUCCCGGAGGGGCUCAGGGGCGUUGCCCUCGUCUCCCUGUCGCCGGGCUGCGGGCUGGAGGACACGCAGUUCGCCCUGUCUGUGGCCCUGACCACGCUCCUGCUGACCCUCCUCGCCUCCGUCCUCCUCUACGUUCGCUGCCGCACCUUGCUUCUCCUGCACUGCCGGGCGCUGGCCAGGACCGUCCUGAGCGGGGCCGAGGCGGAGCCGACCCGGGCGGGCUACAGGUUCGAUGCCUACCUCUGCUUCAGCGGCCGGGACCUGCAGUGGGUGAUGGACACCCUGCUCUCCAACCUGGAGAAGAAGCGGCUGCAACUGUGCGUGGGGGAGCGCGACUUCACCCCCGGCGAGGACCAUCUCACCAACAUACGGGACGCCAUCUGGGGCAGUCGGAAGACGGUGUGCGUGGUCAGCAGGCGCUUUCUGGAGGACGGCUGGUGCCUGGAGGCCUUCAACAUCGCCCAGAGCCGGCUCUACCAUGAGCUAAAGGACGUGGUGGUGGUGCUGGUGGUCGGCUCCCUGCGGGACUACCAGCUCCGGAGGUACCGGCCCCUGAGGUCCUACCUACAGAGCAGGGAGUACUUGCGCUGGCCGGCCGAGCCCCGGGACCAGCGCUGGCUCCUGGAGAGGUUGGCCGACAAGAUCCGGCAGGACCCGGAGCGGAGAGCGGUCGGGCCCCGGAGGAAGGGCUUCCUGGGUCUCCUCUCCCGGAGGAAGCCGGCGGGAGAUCUCAGGUUACAGCGGGUGGCCACCGUCUCCAGCUGAACCCAGGGCAGUAGACACCAGGGUACCCUAUCAAACACCGUGGUAUCCCAUCAGAUACCACAGUAUCCCAGUAGAUACCACAAUAUUCCAUCAGAUACCACAGUAUCCCAGUAGAUACCACAAUAUCCCAUCAAAUACCGCAAUAUCUCGGCUGAACACUUCCUCUCCCCUGGCUGGGAUCCUGCCGUGCCUGGAUCCCAGCGCAGGGCUGCCUGCCCCCCCCCCCCCCCCCCCAACCGGGACCAUCGUCGGAGAACGUUCCUGGACCCAGCACAUUUCCCCAACUAGACAGCAGGCUGUUCGGCCCAAACAGCCCGUGCUAGAAGUUCUGCCCCAUCGCACCUUCCUCCGACCUCUCCCUCCAACGACAGAAACACUCAGCGGGUCAGGCAGCGUCUGUAGAGGGAGAGUCUCCCGUUCCCUCUCCUGCCCAGUUUCCCCCGAAACGCCCCCGUUCCACGCCCCCGGGUGCAGAGGUUCGCUCCGAAUUCCCCGCUGGGUUUCUGGGCUCCAGUCUUGUAUGGAUGACUCUUUCCAGCCCAUACAGACCUCCUCUCCGCUCUACCCCCCCCCCUCCGCCACCCCCCGUCUGUUUAAAGCCCCUAUCCCCUCCCCCCCCCCCGUCAGCUGUUCUCAGGAGAGAGCCCCCGUCAGAGAGCGGGAGGUCCCUCGGCUCUGAGAAGCUGCUCCCCGUGGACUUCUCACCUCAGCGCCAUCUCCCUGCCCUCUCCCCACACUGCUGGAGUCCCACAGUGUGGAAUGGAGUCAAGGACAGAACCUGCACAGCCUCCCCCCACUCCCCCCACUCCCCCUCUCCCCCUCCCCACUCCCCGUGAAGAGAUGUCUCCCUCGCGUCAGUCCUACAUGGUGUCUCCCUGCAUGGACCCUGUAGGGCAGAGAGAGACAGGGACAGAGUGUGAGAGAGGGAGGGAGAGGUGGGAAGGCAGGAGAGAGAAAGGCAAUGGGGGGGGGGGGACAGAAACAGAGACACAGGCCCUUCGUCACUACCGACCAUCAUCUACCUCUUCACUCUAAUCCUCACACUAAUCCAGUUUUUAACUCUCCCCACCAUUCAGCCACAGGCUGGGGCCAAUUAACCCACCGACCCCGCACGUCUCUGGGAUGCGGGAGGAAACCGGGGGUGGGGCGGGUGGGGAGACCGUGCAAACUCCACACAGCGCCGGAGGUCGGGAUCGAACCCGGGUCUCUGGGGCUGUGAGGGGGCGGCUCUGCCCACUGGGUCGUCCUAAGGAGUUGUCCUAAUGAGACAACUCAUUUUUCUAAACUCCGGAGAACACAGUCCCUGUCCACUCGAUCUCCCCUCAGGGGGCAAACCCACCAUCCCGAGAACCAGUCGGGGGAUUCCCUGCUCCACUCCCUCCGUGGCAAGUACUCCCUUUUCCUGAGAUGAGUAAACCACAACCGGGUGCUGUUUCACCAAGAUCCUGUCUGAUUGCAGCAAGGCUUCCCUACUUCUGGAGUCAUAUCCACUUGUAAAAAAAAGCCAAAAGACCAUUUGUUUUCCUAAUUGCUUGCUGCCCCUGAAAGAGAGAGGUGAAUGGGCAAAGGCAGUGUGGGGGGAAGGAGAGAGAGAGAGAGAGAGAGAGUGAGAACAAGUGAAAGGGAGGCGGAGACAGAACACUGGGGAGAUGACAGAGAGAGACAUGGGGACAGAGGAUAAAAUCGGGGUCAGAGAGAGUAAGCAAAAGGGGGUACAGAGAGAGAGAGGGAGAGCUGGGAGACAGGUGGACGUGGGGAGAGAGACCUCUGCCUCAUCCACUCACAGUCACAACGACCCACAGAAAUGGCACCACUCGUCCCUCAGCUAAAUCAUUGACACAGUUAGUGAGCCGCUGGGCCCAAACACUGAUCUCUGGGGUAUCCCAGCAGGCAACACGGUAUCCCAGUAGACACCAGGGUACCCUAUCAAACACCGUGGUAUCCCAUCAGAUGUCACAAUAUCCCAGUAGGUACCUCAAUUUCCCAUCAGAUGUCACAAUAUCCUAGUAGAUACCUCAAUAGCCCAUCAGAUACCACAAUAUCUCAGCAGACACUACAAUAUUCCAGCAGAUACCGCAAUAUUCCAGUAGAUACCGCGAUAUCCCAGCAGACACUACAAUAUCCCAGCAGACACCACAACAUCCCGGCAGACACCACCUACCACCCAUUCAUUCCCAUUCCCUGUUUACUUUCUGUGAACCAGCUCCCAGUAAAUACCAGUCCAUCCCACCGAAUUCCCUGUUCACCAGCCUCCUGUGUGGGACCUGUCCAACAUCCCCAAAACACCACCUGGCCUUAACCAGUCACAUCCUCACACCCCCAACAGACCAGCCGCACCUGGUUCCCCUUCAGGAGUCCGCACUGACUUUGCCCGGUCACACCAUCGCUUUCUAAGCGUCUUAACAUCACAUUUAUCACCGAUUCCAGCGUUUUCCCAACCACCGGUGUCAGGCGAACAGAUGCGAAUUCCCUGUUUUCACCUUCCCUCCUGGAACAGCCGGGGUCACGUUUCUAUCCUGCAAUCUGCAGGGACCUUCUCCAGAAGGUGCAGAACUCUGGGAGGCCCAUCCUCAACGCCAUAGCCACCCGAUGUAGAACAUCAGGUCCUUGGGACCUAUCAGCUAACGGGCUUUGUUUCUACAUCAUUUCCUCACCUACACUUUGUUCUGUGUUAUGUCUGGGAUUUUUGUUCUCUGUGUCCACCUCUGUGAAGGAAGACACAAAGGAAUCGUUUAACCAAGACACAAGAGACCGCGGAUGCUGGAAUCUGGAGCAAAUAAACGAACUGCAUUAUGAGGAUAGGUUGAGUGAGCUCGGGCUUUUCUCUUUGGAGAGGAGGAGGAUGAGAGGUGACUUGAUAGAGGUGUACAAGGUGAUAAGAGGCAUUGAUCGAGUGGACAGUCAGAGACUUUUUCCCCAGGGCAACAAUGGCUAACGUGAAGGGACAUAAUUUUAAGGUGACUGGAGGAAGGUAUAAGGGGGAUGUCAGGGGUAAGUUUUUUACACAGAGAGUGGUGGGUGCGAGGAACGCACUGCCGGCAGAAGUUGUGGGGACAGAUACAUUAGGGACAUUUAAGAGACUUUUAGAUAGCCACAUGAAUGAUAGAGAAAUGGGGGGUUAUGUGGGAGGGAAGGGUUAGAUAGAUCUUAGAGCCGGAUAAAAUGUCGGCACAACAUUGUGGGCCGAAGGGUCUGUACUGUGAUGUUCUAGUUCUAUGCUGGAGGAACUCAGCGGGUCGGGCAGCAUCUAUGGAGGGUAGAGGAACUGUCGACAGGUCUCCCCCUCCACCCCCUCCCCCCCCCCCCCCCCCCCCCCCCCCGCCACAGCUCAACCCCUCGACCCUCUGAGUUCUUCCAGGAGAUCGUUAACUGGUUGAAAGGUUUUGCUCUGCUUGGGGGAGGAACGGGUUCAUGUUAUUCCGGCCGUGUCCGGUUCUGUCCAAGGGGCCGAGAGACAGGAGGGACCAGGUCAGAGCAGGGUAAAAGCAGAGGGGGGGUGUGUGAGAGAGAGAGAGACGUCUGGCAGAAACCCAGCGGUGGGAACAUCAGAGGGGCAGCCGGCACUUCACAGGGGAAACAAUGGAAAAGUUUACACCUGCUGGAUAAAGGUAAAAUAAGAUGUGAAGUCUGAUGGAAAGUAUGGAGCUGGCAGAGGGCGGGCGGGAGACAGAUGCAGAGACGGGAACCGAUGAUUUAUCAGAGAUUAUCGGAAGGGGGUCACACCAUCUCAUCGUCCCCCUGUGGCUCUUUGCCGCGCUUCAUGUCCGUCGCUUUGUUGCUU